AUGUUGGAGUUGGGAGACGGUGUUUUACAGGUAUUUUUUUAAACUUUUAUGCCUUUUCUCAUGAAUUUCUUUGCAGAGAUCACAUAGAAAAAAUUUUCCGCAUCAUCAUCUUCAAAUUGAGAAAUUCGUAGAGCGACACGUAUUCCAUUUUCGGUGAGUUUUGGGAUUUUUUUUUGAGGAAGUAAGGAUUUUUUUAGGACGAUAUGCAGAACUGGCUACUUGCCAGACGAUAUUUUAGAAAUCAGCGAACUUUUCGACAUGCUCAGAGUUGUCAAUGAGUUUUCAGCCCAAGAAGAAUCGCUUAUCAGGAAGGUUCUGGAAUUUAGGAUUAUUCUGCGCUAACUUGUCUUUUUUACCUGAUGAAAUGACCGUAUAUCAAAUUAUAUAGUGUUUCUAAAAAGUUGACAGGUGUUUGUCAGGGGGCGUGGCUUUAUGCAAUGGUGGCGCGGUUAAUUGCAAAAGAGGCGCGGUUAUCGCAGUAGGGCGCUGCCUAAUGCAAGUCAGCUUGAUCCUUUUUUCGGCCAAGACUACCGUAUACCCAAUUAGAUCAAGUUUUCGCUUCGAGACCUUUCUUGCAGUUUUGUAGAGCCGUGGUUACGGUAGCUUUUUUUUCUCGUCUAAUUUUAUUGUAACUUGACCGUAACGCACACUUGCAGUUGAUCGAUGGACCGGAAGAUUGUCUACAAUUUUUUUCUUAUCUCCCGGAAAUCAAAUCUUUGUUCAACAUCCAAAUCCAAGGCGACCGUCGGUUUUUCAAAAAGGUUUCGAAAUUGAAAAAAUUGGGAAAAUUUUCUUUUUUUCAGGUGCCCCAAUACGGAGCUUCACUGAAUACGACGACAAAUACGAGUUUUCAUAGAUCUCCCACUCCCCCAAAUAAUAUUGUGAUUAAGUUUCAUUUUACUGGGAAAAUUUUCAGUGGUCACUUAAGGAAUUUGACGUUUCAGUUAUCAUAUUAUGUAGUAGUCGAAUUGAUGUCUUUUUAUUAUGUAGUAGUCGAAUUGAUGUCUUUCAAGUGGCUAAAAUUAAGUGACCUCUUAAGGGUUUUUUUAAGCGUUUUUAAUGGCCCCUAAAUAAGUCGGAUUAGUGGCCACUUUAGAAGUCGAAGUAGGAAAAAAAUUAAACAAAAAUUUUUUUUCAUGAUUUUUCUCAUAAAGUAGUAGUUUUUUUCUCGACUCAUUUUUUUAUUAGACUGCUAUUUUUCAACUUUUUUUGAGCCAAAUUUUUUUGUUAAAAAAAUAAAUUUAUCAUCUUUUUUUCAGCCCCUCCAAAAUUUGGACCAACGAUCGAGCAGCAUUUCUAAAGCCUCCAAUGCUUCCUUUGCACUGCCCGAACAAAAUGUAUAAUUUUUUUUCUUGGAAUUAUUAAUUUCAAAAGUUCAGAUGAACAGUACAAGAUCGAGCUCGGGACAAAAUUAUCAAUUUUUCGCUUCCGGAAAAAUACUGAAUCGUCUUAUGAGAAUGUGA
Molecule: messenger RNA, 1463 nt
Organism: Caenorhabditis auriculariae
Lineage: Eukaryota; Metazoa; Nematoda; Chromadorea; Rhabditida; Rhabditidae
Source: the annotation of a GenBank genome assembly